AUGGCCUCGAAAAGCGAAUGUGCUGCAAAACCUGGCGCGACUGUCACCGUAACACCAGCGCCGGAAAUCUUCCCCCCAGAAGAAGAGAAGAAGCUCCUAGACGAAGCAAGCACCGAGAAAGCCGCAGCAAACAAAACUUUCACAUCCGGCGAGUACGACGGUGCAAUACAAGGCUACGAAAAAGCCCUCGCGGUCUGUCCCACUUACCUCGAAUACGACAUCGCCGUCCUGCGCUCCAACAUCGCAGCCUGCCACCUCAAGCUCGCCGAAUGGAAGCAAGCCGUAGAAUCCGCCACGCAAGCCCUGGAAGCCCUGGACCGCAUAGAUCCCCCGGAAACCGGCAACAAUAAUGACGGUAGCGGUACAAUAUCCGAAAUCUCAGAUACCACCGAAAUCCUCCUCUCCGCCCUCACACGCACAAACCACUCCAUUAACGACGUGCACAAACUCCGUACCAAGGCGCUUCUGCGCCGCGCAAAAGCCAGACACGAAGUCGGCGGCUGGUCGUCGCUGCAGGGUGCGCUAGAGGACUAUCAAGCGCUGGGUAAGCCGCCGCAUGUGCUGUCGAAUUUGGAUCGGAAGGCUGUGGCGGCGGCGUUGCGGAAACUGCCGCAGGAGAUGGAGGAGGCAAAGAAUAGGGAGAUGGCGGAUAUGAUGGGCAAGCUGAAACAGCUGGGCAAUGGGAUUUUGAAGCCGUUUGGGUUGAGUACGGAGAAUUUCCAGUUUGUUAAAGAUGAGGGGAGUGGGGGGUAUAGUAUGAAGUUUGAUCAGGGGGCCAGGUAG
Molecule: messenger RNA, 783 nt
Organism: Pyrenophora tritici-repentis Pt-1C-BFP
Lineage: Eukaryota; Fungi; Ascomycota; Dothideomycetes; Pleosporales; Pleosporaceae
Product: tetratricopeptide repeat protein 1 (TTC1)
Molecular function (GO): protein binding
Source: RefSeq, a predicted model, not a curated record